AUGAAAUCACACCCACCGUCUAAUGAUAACCAAGUCAAUUCCAAAUCUGAUCUGGAUACAAUCGAACUUCAAUCAUUAGAUAUCAAGAAAACAAUUACUUCAGCUAGUGAUAAUAUUACUCCAAAUAACAGCAGUAUGAGUGAUACCCUUUUAUCUAAUAGUGAACAUGAUGACACAACAGGAGAUCGUAGCAGAACUACCACCGCCAGUAGUGACGAUAUACGAAUAAUUGACGAAGAUAAUGAUUUUUAUUUCCAAAGAGAUAACUCAUUUAAAACACGAUUCAAAAGAUUUUUCUAUUUAUUAUGGUAUGGUCCAUUAGAUCCUAAAGAUGAUCCUGCUCCUAGGAUCUCUUGUUUGGAGUUUUUCGAGGCUAUUCCUGAUAAGUUCAAAACAAGGGUACCUUUAAUUUAUAGACGGGCAUUAUUGGUAACUUAUUUAUUUUUCUGGUUUGGAUUAUGUUAUAGUAUAUUAGUUCCAUAUUUGACUGUUCCUCCUUAUUUAUCGACGGAUCCUAACACGCACAUCUACACUUUAUCAUGUGGCCAACUGCAAGAAUUUUGGAAAGGAAAGAAUGGUGCAUGUGGGUUGAAUGGGGAUUUGUGUCCUGAAGUAACCAAAUCUAAUAACAAUGAACAGCUACAAAAUGAUAUAUUUAUCAGAUGCCCAGCAUUGUGUGACCGAUCAAGUUGGACAUAUUCUUUAAUACCAAUAGGUAAUCAAAAAAUCAAGUAUCGAGGUUAUUUUGUCGGUGGUGGUACCGAUGUUGAGAAUAAGUUGGAGGAAAACCAAAUCACUAACCCAUAUCGUGCUGAUAGUUACCCAUGUGGAGCUGGUGUCCAUGCUGGUGUUAUUUCUCCAUUUUGGGGUGGGUGUGCUAGAAUUUCAUAUAAUAGCAAGGACCAGACUUAUUUUAAAUCCUCAAAGGGUCAUUAUGGUGUUGGUAAAUCGAUAGAAUUCUUAUCCUUUUUCAAAUUUUCCUUUUUUUUCAAAAAUCUAAAACUUCCAGAUCAGGAAUCAUUUAAUAAUUGCUACGAUCCAAGAUUAUUGAUAUUGAUUUUGAACAUUAUCCUCGGUAUUCCCGUAGUUUACCUUGGAAGUGGUGCCGUUGCUUACUGGACAAUUAGUAUUUGUGGGUUCUGGACGAUUUGCUUAGCUACAGAUCCUCCAGUGGAUGUUGAUCCAAAUAGAAUCACUGAUUUUGCCCAUUUGUUGUCUGUUGCAUUGGAAAGAUUCUUACCAUCGUGCUGCAUUUUAUAUGUGUUAUGGCACGUAUCUGCGAAAAGAACAUUAUCUGAACCGUCGAAUAUAGGUGACACCAAUGUGAAAAUUUCAUACUUGAGUAGAGUAUUCUUGUGGUAUCCUAUGUUUUGGUUGGGUGUAUUGAAUAAUAUGACUUUUGAUAGAUUACCAGUUGACAGAUUAACCAUUUCUGAUUUAAAAGAGCAAUCAGGGGCAAUGCUUGCAGUUGGAUCAAUUAUCCUUACGAUUACAACAUGUGCAUUCAUUCAAGCUUACAAGCUUUGGCUCUCUGGUCGUUUUAGAAAAUAUUUGUUUAUCUAUUCAAUGUUUAUUUUGGGUUUGGUUUUCUUGGCCCAAUUACCAAAUUUAACCUUAAGAGUGCAUCAUUAUAUUUUGGCGAUGCUUUUAAUUCCAGGUUGUGCAACUAGAGGAAGAACUGCAUUGUUAUUCCAAGGUAUUUUGUUAGGACUUUUCCUUUCUGGUGCAGCAAGAUGGGGAUUAGCCGCCAUUGCUGAAACUGCAGAAUCAUUGAGAAGAGAUGAUCCAAAAGGUAAUAUUAUCCCACCAAUGGUAACAGCAUACAAUAUUCAAACGGGUGUAUUAGAAUGGCUGAAUUUUCCUUUUAAUGCCAAGUUAACCAAGUUUACAGCUAAAUUAUAUGAAAAGUAUAGCUCGAUUUCGAUUUUGAUUAAUGAUAUUGAGCAAUAUGUUGGGGACAAGAUUGAAUCUGUGAAUUUAAAAGAACUUUUUGAUAGUUCAGCAGACUUGAAGAAAGAGAUUCAAGAGGCAUUAGCUAAUGGUAUAAAAGAUAGAAAUGGUAAUAUACCAAUUUAUAUAAGACUUGGAAGAAAGAUUCCUAAUACCCAUUACUAUAGCGAUUUUUCCAAUGCUGCUAUACUUAAAUAUCCAUCUGGGGAGUUAACAGUCCCAUUCCCUGGAUUGACAUGA
Messenger RNA from Candida tropicalis MYA-3404, 2190 nucleotides. RefSeq lists its product as uncharacterized. Bases 1 to 2190 code for a protein of 729 amino acids. Lineage: Eukaryota; Fungi; Ascomycota; Pichiomycetes; Serinales; Debaryomycetaceae. The record is from RefSeq and is a predicted model, not a curated record. The transcript has a single exon.